AUGAUCGUCAAAGAUUUAGUACAACAAAUGAUUGAUGAAGACGGCGUCAUUUCGGUGGAAAAAUGUGGUAACAUUAACAUCUACUGGUGCUUCAAGAACCAAACACUACAAAAAUUGUAUGACUCAAGUGAGAUGCUGAAAAAGAAGAUACAUGAAGCAGAGUGUGAUAUUACCAUUUAUAAACGAGAGCUAGAUAAAACGCUGGCAACGGGGAGGCGCAAAAAAUUUUCUAUAGGUCAAAAGUCAUACAAUAGGGAGACUCUACUGGAAAAGAGAAAAAAAAUUCAGGAAGAAAUAAAGAAAAAGAGCAUUAGCCUACAAAAAAUAGAAAGUAUCAGGUGGACCACAGCAAAAAUUCAAGAGAACAAACAAAAUAUUCGCCUAAAGAAAGUGCAGCUGGAAAAAACUACUGACAACAUUGAGAUUCUGGUUGAUUAUCUAUACAAGAAAUUCUUUUUGAAGCCAGAACAGAUCAAAAAAGAAUUUGGAAUUCCAGAAGAGUUCAAAGAGUUUACAGAGGUUUAA
Messenger RNA from Saccharomyces paradoxus, 525 nucleotides. It is a transcript of the gene MND1, whose product is annotated as Mnd1p. The coding region runs from base 1 to 525 and encodes 174 amino acids. The transcript has a single exon. Lineage: Eukaryota; Fungi; Ascomycota; Saccharomycetes; Saccharomycetales; Saccharomycetaceae. The record is from RefSeq and is a predicted model, not a curated record.